Molecule: messenger RNA, 798 nt
Organism: Calypte anna (Anna's hummingbird)
Lineage: Eukaryota; Metazoa; Chordata; Aves; Apodiformes; Trochilidae
Gene: CABP7
Product: calcium binding protein 7
Exons: 5
Coding region: 151-798 (215 amino acids)
Molecular function (GO): calcium ion binding
Source: RefSeq, a predicted model, not a curated record
GGCGGCGGGCACAGGGAACUUGGUGUGUUUUCUUUUUAUUUUUUUGUUAGCCUACCCCAGUAACCGGCUGGGGCAUCCCCACAUCCCCCCUUUCCUACCCCUCCGAGGAGAUUUGGGUUUAAACUUUGGCUUUUUUGCGGAGCCCCGAAAAUGCCUUUCCACCCAGUGACGGCGGCUUUGAUGUACCGGGGGAUCUACACCGUCCCCAACAUCCUCUCCGAGCAGCACCCGGUGGAGAUCCCCGAGGAUGAGCUGGAGGAGAUCCGUGAAGCCUUCAAGGUGUUUGACCGGGAUGGCAAUGGGUUCAUCUCCAAGCAAGAGCUGGGGACAGCCAUGCGCUCCCUGGGCUACAUGCCCAAUGAGGUGGAGCUGGAGGUCAUCAUCCAACGCCUUGACAUGGAUGGUGAUGGGCAGGUGGACUUUGAGGAGUUUGUGACGUUACUGGGACCCAGGCUGUCCAACUCCAGUGUCCCAGAGAAGUUCAAUGGCACCAACUUCGAUGCCGUCUUCUGGAAGUGUGACCUGCAGAAGCUGACAGUGGACGAGCUGAAGCGGCUGCUGUACGAGACCUUCUGUGAGCACCUCUCCAUGAAGGACAUCGAGAACAUCAUCAUGACAGAGGAGGAGAGCCACAUGGGCACUGCUGAGGAGUGCCCCGUCGAUGUGGAGACCUGUUCCAGCCAGCAGAUCCGUCAGACGUGCGUGCGCAAGAGCCUGAUCUGCGCCUUCGCCAUCGCCUUCAUCAUCAGCGUGAUGCUCAUCGCUGCCAACCAGGUCCUGCGCAGUGGCAUGAAAUAG